This is a messenger RNA of Xenia sp. Carnegie-2017, 1841 nucleotides long. RefSeq lists its product as uncharacterized. The transcript is spliced from 2 exons. The record is from RefSeq and is a predicted model, not a curated record. Bases 118 to 1062 code for a protein of 314 amino acids. Lineage: Eukaryota; Metazoa; Cnidaria; Anthozoa; Malacalcyonacea; Xeniidae.
UUUAUAAUUGGCCGGAAGUAAAGAAAGUAAAACAAAAACGAAAUUCCAAGAAAAAGUAGCUCUUUACUUAUAAAUUAACACUUAGCUAUAGAUUAUUACUUGAGAAUAAAAAAAAACAUGGAGAACUUUGAUUUACUGCCUAGACAAUAUAAAAACGAUAUUUUUCGUGUGUCUUUUGACUUUUAUACUCCUCGACCACAGUUUAUCAUAAUGCCGAGAGAUGUUGAAGCAAUCAAUGCGGAGUUCGCCGCUAUGACAGCCGAGCAAACGUGUAUAUUACUAGAAGCCGUUGAAAACACGUUGUCUUGUUUUCGUUUACCUUCGGCAAUCCUGUCGGUUCAUCGAGGAUCGUGGAAGUCCCGCGCGGCAAAAUCGUUUCACUGUCAUCUUUGCGUGGAGGUAGAUCAAUACUUGGCGUUAUUUGAACGUAAAAAGAAAAAGAUACCUGACUGGCCAAGUGUUGCUUAUGUCACACGACAGUGGGUCUGGAACAAAGAUCCCCGUUCCUAUGCCCAAAAUGUACGCGGAUAUCCUUACAAGAGUACUUUCAAAGACGAUAUUUCAGCUAUUUUACAGCUCAUUCGAGUUUCAAUUCCACAACAAGGAAAUCCUUCUCAUUCAUCACACGAUAACGAUAAAGCCUGUUCACCUUCAUCUGAACUUGAUGGAGCUGUCAACUCCCAUCAUGGAAGCAAACUUUGCUCAUUAUUUGGUUGUAACGUCAUCCGAGUGGUGUAUCAUCCAAGCCACCCAAAAAUCGGGUUCGUAGGCAAACAGGAAAACUCGCUUUAUGAUUUGCACGAAAUUCUUUGGACAAUGGAGAAUUAUGCUCGGCUCCAAGGCCUCACCGAUACGGAGACCGAGGACAAAAAUUACGGUUGUCAUUUGUGUCUUUAUUUUGGCCCAGCUUCGGAAGACUGGAGAUUAUCUAGUGAAGAAGAAAGGAUUGUGGGAUACAUCGUGACGUCAGGUCCUCGGUUUUAUCAACUGUUACCCGAUGAAGUUCUUAGGCGAUCAUGGUUUGAUAAAUUUCAACGAUCCAAUUUUAAAUGUCUGACCUGAAGGUGUAAGUCGACAAACGUCGCUUUGUUUACAAGAUUUUUUAUGCUCUUCAGAAACAUACCAAUGAUCGUGUGAAUUACAUCAACAAAUGUGAAAAUUAAGGUCGAAAAAGCUACCCAGAACAUUUCAUGAUAUAUCUUUACUAACACGUGAAACAAAGAUGAAAAAUUUGUCAAUGAGAGCAAAAAAUGAAACUUCAUGAUCAACGUGAAAAACUUUUUAACCCUCCGCCUAUUCUCUAAGUUCAAAAGAAGAAAUAUCUUGAUUGAUAAAAAUUAAAUCUUAAAUCCGGGACAUUUUUAAUGCUUGAAUUUGUAUUAUUAUUAAAUGUUCUCAAGAAAAUUUCUUAUUCUAUCAUGCAAAGUAUAGUUUUUUAUAGUAUUUUGUAUGCCAUAUUACCAUUAAUUAUUGUGAUUUUGUACUCUGAAGAAUUUUUUGUUUUAAAUAAUUAGAGCCGUUUCAAAAACGUCAAUUUUUUCAUGUGCCAAAAGCAUUAUAGUCAAAAGUUUCUGGAUCUCUUAUUAUUGUUUGUUUUUAAUCCAUUUGGCACAUGAAAAAUUGUGGUUUGAAACAGGUCUAAAUGUAAUGGCAAUCUUUGUGAUAAUAAAGAUAGUAUAACAUCUUAAAUAUCUUUGCGCAAACUGAUCCGAUUAUUUUAAAAUUUGGCGAACAUUUUAUGCUAACUUCUGGAAAUUGUUUUAGAUAGCUCAUUCAUUGUUGUAAAAACAUAAUCCGGCAGGUGUUUUUCUUAUAAAUGAAAAGGAAAGUUCUUUUUUGUA